Molecule: messenger RNA, 9870 nt
Organism: Gallus gallus (chicken)
Lineage: Eukaryota; Metazoa; Chordata; Aves; Galliformes; Phasianidae
Gene: GNA12
Product: G protein subunit alpha 12
Exons: 4
Coding region: 2446-3309 (287 amino acids)
Biological process (GO): Rho protein signal transduction; adenylate cyclase-modulating G protein-coupled receptor signaling pathway
Cellular component (GO): brush border membrane; heterotrimeric G-protein complex
Molecular function (GO): GTPase activity; D5 dopamine receptor binding; G-protein beta/gamma-subunit complex binding
Source: RefSeq, a predicted model, not a curated record
GCAGCACGGAACCUUUAGCACAGCUGAACUGUUCAGAAUUUCAUAUCAAAAGCUUUUGCCACUUUUUUUCUGUAUUUCAAUUUUGAAAACAUUCCAGCAAUUGACAAUAUUUAGUCUUCUGAAUGAAAGAGAGAAUUGAUGGUUCCCUUAGUAGAAGAAAAACAGAAAAAGUGUCAUAGUGUUGGAAAGGCUUCGUGUGAAAUGGGUGCUGCAGUGGAAACAGAACGAGGAAACCUUUCCUAUGACAGCUUGCACCCCAGAUUUUUGAGGUAAGGAUUAUCCACUGCUUGUGGCAGCAUGCUUACUGCUCUCUAUGAAAUAAUAGCCAUACAUGAGAUCUCAUUUUGGAGAUUUCUCUGUUUCUCCUCAUCUUUCUGACAUUUGCUUGUAGCAUUUGUAGUCUGGGGAAGAUGCAGCAAUAUUAGAUUUAGUUUAACCUUAGUGGGGGAUCUUGUUCAGUCACAAAUAUAUUUAACCACAAAGAGAUGGGGGGGAGGAAACACUGGCUAUGCUGCUUUUAUCAAGCUUCUACCUGUGAGGCAUUUUAGCCGUAGUCCUAAAAGGUGGUGUGUUGUGCACAUCCUGACUGGAGAAACACUGUUCCUGUGGUUAUCCAUAGGGCACCAUUUCUGCUAACCCAUGUUCCAUUUUUGGUCUUCUUCAGUCCAUGUUUAAAAUUGACCUGCUGUGUGUUUCUGCGCAUCUGUGUUCUGCCGUUGCCCUGACUGCCAGCUCACCCCAGGCCAGGCUGUGCACAUGGAUUGUUGGCAGCACUUCCUCCCUCUCUAUCAGGCACAGGAAGGCAAUGAGUGCUCCCCCCCAGGUAACCUUGAGGUAGUUAACACACCCAGGAGCUGGGAGUUCUGUUCCUUCUCUUGUCCGACGGACAUUCAGACCUGCUUUGCCAAGAAGCUGCAGCCAGCAGAUAAGUGACUAUUCUUGGACCAGAGCAGUAUCUACACCUGUGAUUAAAAUUCUCUUCUGUGUUGUUUUUUUUUUUUUUUUUUCCCAAACAAAUGGUGGGACUAUCCUUAACAGCAGUCUCGAGAUUCAGCACAUCUCUGAUGGGAGCAGUAAGAGGCAAAGCGACAGUAUGGGGAAAGGCAUUGAGUCUGAAGUCCGAAUACCACUUCAUCUUAGCAGCAACUGAGAGUUCUUGCCAUCGUUUGCUUGAGAUGCCUGUAGGGAACUGCAGUAGCUGUGAGCUGGUGAGGGUUAAAUCCAUUGGAAGGCUGAGGAUGGAAAAGCUGGGGCUGAGCCGAGGAUGGCUGCAGGGAGCUGGAGCUGGUGAGAGGUCAGAGCUGAGCCCUGUGUGCUGGCAGAGCCCAGUUAACUGUUUGUGACCUUAAAUACAACUUCUCCCUACACAGGAAUGAACCUGGUGUUUAGGCUAGAAAUAGCAGAUCUCUUAUCCAUCCUGGUUACGACAGUGUUUCUGGAAGAAAUGAAUUGUGAAAUGCUCAGCUGAGGGUGAAGGGAACUGCUGCUGACUUUGAGCUGUACACAGGUGACUGCUGUGCUUGCAGAAAAAUGUAGUUUCAAGAGAUGUAAUGUGGGCAUCUCCAGUUCAGAGAGCCUUGGAUGUGUUGCUUUUUUCCUUCAGGCUUGCACUUACUGACGCCAUUCAAAUAAAGCAAAGGACUUCUGCUAAUAAAGCAAUGCAUCCUGUAACUAGGAAUGGGAGUGGGCUUUUGAGCUGUGCAGCAGAGUCACUGGGCAUCUGGGAUUUGCACUAGAAGUUCAUAAGUACACUCAGUUUUCUUGGUAUUGUCAAAAUCUAUUCUGUACUUCAUAAAAAGCAAGUAACAAUCACUGGAGAAUGAAGUGUUUACAUUUUUGGGUGACUGCGCUUUAGGAGCACUCCUUGGACGAUGACAGCUAAGAUGCUUCGUUUUGAGUUCCUGUUCUGUGACACUCAGACUGAGUCACUCUGCAUUUCCCUCUCCAAUCUUCAACUUCCCCUGGAGACGUUACUGCUCCUGCUUUGUGGUGCUGUUAAAGGGUGGGAGACACAAAAACUUCAAGUGUUGAGAAAACAUGCUUGCCACCUUGGUAGCUUGAAGUACACAAAGCAAUAAUCAGUCUCAAUGAUGCAGGGGUUCAUGUGUGUAGCUUUGGAGACAACUUCUAUACCAUUGCUUUAUGUUACAGUUUAUUUUCCUAAACUGUUACACCAGAAGAUCAGCACAAUAAAUGGUUGUUUAAUGUAACCCACAGAUUUUCGCUUGUGAAUUAAAUGGUGCUAAAGAUGCUAAGCCACCUUUAAGACUUACCCAUUGUUGAAAUGAUUCUUACUACUGAGAAAUAAGCAUUGUCCAUCUGAAGCUAUUAAGAACAGGUGUGUUAGAUUCAAGGCUGAAGCUUCAAAGUUAUUUAACCUCAGUCUGUUUGGGUUUUUGCCACAGAUAAGAAACUAAGCUGGUUCCCAGGCACUUCGUGUAUUUGAUGUGUACUGCUAUUUUUAAUCUGUUGGGCUGCAGGGUUCUGGUUGACGCACGGGACAAACUGGGAAUCCCUUGGCAGUACACGGAGAAUGAGAAGCACGGAAUGUUUUUGAUGGCUUUUGAAAACAAAGCUGGAAUGCCCAUCGAGCCUGCCACAUUCCAGCUGUACGUACCUGCACUGUGUGCCCUGUGGAGGGACUCAGGAAUCAAGGAAGCCUUCAGCCGUCGGAGCGAGUAUCAGCUGGGUGAAUCAGUGAAAUAUUUCCUGGAUAACCUGGAUCGGAUCGGUCAGCUGAAUUAUUUCCCCAGCAAACAAGAUAUUUUGUUGGCUAGAAAAGCUACCAAGGGAAUAGUAGAGCAUGAUUUCAUCAUUAAAAAAAUACCUUUCAAGAUGGUGGAUGUAGGUGGACAGCGAUCUCAGCGUCAAAAGUGGUUCCAGUGCUUUGAUGGAAUAACUUCAAUUUUGUUUAUGGUCUCCUCCAGUGAAUACGAUCAGGUUCUCAUGGAAGACAGACGCACAAACAGACUUGUGGAGUCCAUGAAUAUCUUUGAGACAAUAGUCAAUAACAAGCUUUUCUUUAAUGUUUCUAUUAUCCUGUUCCUCAACAAGAUGGAUCUUCUUGUAGAAAAGGUAAAGACUGUCAGCAUUAAGAAGUAUUUCUCGGACUUCAAGGGCGACCCUCACCGGCUAGAUGAUGUUCAACAUUAUCUGGUGCAGUGCUUUGACAGAAAGAGGAGAAACCGUAGUAAGCCGCUCUUCCAUCACUUCACCACUGCAAUAGACACUGAAAACAUCCGUUUUGUGUUUCAUGCUGUGAAGGACACCAUCCUUCAAGAGAAUCUGAAGGAUAUUAUGUUGCAGUGAAGGAGAGAAGUCCAUGUCCUGUUAAAAUUUGCUGGAGGGUUAGAUCAAAAUUUUUAUCCUUUCUUUAUGGCCCUUGCAUGUGGUGUAGGACCCAUGCUACUUACUUGGCUCAGGAAUGCUGUAAACUAGCCAGUCAAAACAGAGGAGCUAUAGGCCGAAGGAGUCAAAUGUUGAUGUUAGCUACUGAAUCAUUUGGACUAGAAACACUACUGAAACAUGGCUGUUGUGUAGGUUCUGUACCUAGUUUGGAAUGCUGAAUAACACAACCACCUUCUGCCUUCUUAGAAAACAAACAAAAAAAUCUCUGACAAAGCUUAUAUGGAAGACACUUUGUUUUAAAUGGAAAUACUUUUCAGAGACACUAGUCAUACAAUCUGCCUUUUUUUUUUUGUAGUUUGGAGGUGCUGAAAUGAUCAAACUAACCUAAAUGUAAUGAGAUUGGUAGCUGUAUUGGAGAAUGUUAAUGGAACUUCCAUUCUUAACACUAGGAGUGUAACCAGGUCUGGUGUGCAGUUUAGUUUUGCCACAGAACUGGAAUCUACUAAUUAAGGUGGAUGCACAGCUCUUGUCUGAAGGUUUUGCAUGAGUCUCCUGAAGCUUAAGUUUAAAACUGUUCAAGGAAACCCAUGUUGGAGUAAAUUGGAUGGAAAGUUAAGGCCUUGCUUAAGAAGGGCUUAUUUUGCACUACGUGUAAAAGGUAUUAUUACAUCAUGGGGAAUCUGAUUUCCUUGGUGAAGCAGCCUGUGCUAGAGCACCUGACCCUGUAUGUGCACAGCGGGUGCUUGAGUGAGAUGUACUUCAUGGAAAUCCAGCACUGCCCCCACACCUGCAGUUUGGCAGCAAUUGUGAAGGCUCAGGAUCACAUGACAGGGCCUCAUCUAUAUUUGAAAGUUUGAAAGCUGAUUAAACUCUUAUGCAAAGGUUUUGGUAGUACAGCAACUGUUUGAUUAGUUGCCAUCAGCUGACUGUAGAGGAAGACCGAACACCCUAGAGAUCCCAGUUUUACACCUGCACUGAUAUGCUUGGACAGCAAGACCUUGCUGUCAAAUUAGCCCUUAAUCUGUGUCUUAAUGGGAUCUUUAGCCAGUAGUAAUGCACAUGUAUUUCUGAGUACAGUCAAGGUUGGAGUUGCCCAUUUUGGGCAAUGGUUUGUGUAUAUUCAAGAGGCUAUGAAAAAUGUUGAUAUGAACUGUUAAUUUCUUAGCUCUCAAUCUGUGUAACUAUCAGGUGCCUUUUCUGUGUACAGACAUAUCAGAUCUUUUCUAUUACAGUGGGGUAUGUGAACAACCUUACGACCUGCCUUUUUAUCUGAGCACUGUCGUGCUAUUCUUUAGGUAACUUUCAAACAUAGUUUACUGUGCAAUUUUUGUCAUAGCUUUUAUCUGAGAAUAAAACCUGAAGGGCUGUUUGUACCCAUACAAAGGCAGCAGAUUCCCUGGAGUUCUUUUCCCCACUGAGACUGCAAUGGCAUGUCAAAACAAGCAACGUUUUACUUCAGCUGGUGAUCCCAUGGGAAAUGCGGUCUAAAGCACAUGAAAGGACAACGGAACAGGAUUUUAAUUUGGAUAAAAUCUGGAAUCUUUCUUCCCCUCUGAAGCCUGCAGAUGUUCGUAUCAGUGUGUUUGUGUGGUUUCCUACUGUAGCAAUCUCUGGGUUUUCUUUAUGCAGCUUCAGAGUGGAAGAGACAUGGCUGUGUCAGUGUUACGUAACGCAGGACUGAGGUAAGAAGCAGUGAGACAUUGCAGGCAGGAAAAUCCAAUUUGAAUCUCAGCAAACUUAACAGGAGUUAGCUUUCUUGUAACAAGUCUUAUUUUUGCCAGGACCAAGUCUGUCUUAUAGAUGUUUAUUCAUUUUUAGCCUCAAUGGGGGGAAAUGUCACGUGACAAAUAUUCAGAUGAAAGAAGCUCAAGGUUAUUACAUUUGAAAAGGUAAAUGUUGCAACCCUGGGCAAUGCAAGUAAGUUUACUUACUGUAUAAGGUUCAUUUCUCUAAGCUAGUCCAUUUGUUAGCUGAAAAGUGAGAUUGUUCCAACGCUUUCAGGCUUUUCUUGGAGUUCCUGAUAGUAGCUUCCACUUCACACGAGGCACUGGAAAAGAGGAGGCAGUUGUGGGCUGACCAACUUCCAGUUUGACUUGAUUUUAUUUCCUAGUUUGCUGUGACUUUAUUCUUUCACUACAUUUUCUAAUGGACUAAUAUUGUGCUUGUUUUCAAACGAGUUAAGCCUUUCAACUCUAUUUUUUUUUCCUCAAUAAUUACCUCAGCUUAAAGUCUCAAUCGACUGUAGCUUUACCUGGGAGGUGUAGCGUGGAAUUUUCUGUUCUGUUUUUUUCUCUUCGUGGUCAUCUAUGGCUUUAAAACUCUAAGCAGAGCUAAUAAUGCAACGUGUAUUUUAAUUAGUUUGAUCUGCACCUGGAAAGGAAAGAGCAUGAGUUAUCUCAUAAUGAGCUCUCAAACUUGCUAGUGUUUUGGGUUUUUUUUUGAGUGAUGUAGCAGUUUUGCACAAUAAGUCCGAGAUUUAGAGAAACAGGUUGUUCACCUCAUGCCCAUCAUUGCCUUUCCUCUGUCUGUUGAUAAAAUGAGCCUAAGCAUGAUUCUCUAGGGUGCAGAAAAAGAUGAGUAGUUUGGCUCUGUAGGCUGUUUUCUGUGCAACUUUGAUAGCUUUGGUUCACACCAGGAACCCAAGGACAGGAAGCUGCUGAUGCAGAAGUGCUUCACUUCUCAAAUCUGCAGAGGAUUUGGACUGUGAUUGAAAAGGAUUAUUUUUCAGGUGGCAGGUAAAUGUCUUUCUCUGCUAAAUUCUGACUCUACUUCUUGCACAACUUGAGGUAUUUUGUUUUUUUUUUCCCAAACUAAGCUGUAGUAUAAUAAAGCCAAAAAAAUCAUAUUAUGGUAAAUCAGUUAGUUAUUAAAGCAGAACUUGGGUGACUUAGGUUAUACAAACAUCUCAGGACAGCCUUGCUCAGUUGUUUGGUCCUUUUACAAGAGACAAAAAAUUAAGUGACAUCCGGGAGAAUGCUGCAGGUAAACACAGCUGGGGAGAACAUCUUUUUUGUUGUUAACUUUAUGAGGUUAUUGUUCAUUUGCUAGUCAGGAAAUAGGUCACAGGCAGGGUUGUAAUCAGAUGGGGACUUUGAACAACUCCUUAGAGGGGGAAAAAAAAACCCAUUAUUUUGCUGUUCCUCCUCUGACACUGCAGGUCAGUGACCAGUGAUGCAAAUGGGUCUUCUCUUGCAAGGACAAAGAGAGGAAGCACUUGCAUGUGCAUGCAGGAGAAACUUACGUAAUCUUGCAGUUUUAAGUAGAAAAACUAACUAAAUGGGAGUCUUCUUUCAAACACUACUUUGUCUUUGGUUUUGAGCUAAUGUAGUGCUUCAGUCAGUAUAAAUCCUUCCAUUGUAGUGCUGUCAUUUUCUGAACAGUUCUUAGGUGGCAAUACUAGACAGCAUAGUAAAUUGAGAUUAAAAAGGAAGAGUAGGAAUGACAUAUUUGAUAGGCAGUUAUCACUUCAAAGCAGUUAAAUAUUUCCUAAUCUUGAUUCUGAAGCUGAAGUUACUGGCCACUCAGCUUCAUGCUGCAACUCCUUUCAGUUUUAUAUGAAGAAUGUAUCUUGUUCAAUACAGCAGCAUAGAUUAUUUGAUGUGUUAGUAGUUGAAAACUGGAUAUAUUGCUGAGUCAGACCUAGAGCUAGUCACAUUACAAGCAUAAAGGAGUUCCUAAAGGUGUUCACUUGUGUAUGCUUUCUGAGUUGACUGAAGCCAGAGCCUCAGCCAGGCAGACUGGAGGAAUGUGCGCUAAUUCAGAACGAAACAAAAACACACCUGCAGUGGAGUGGUGUAGGAGGAGCUCAUCUGUUUGUGGCACUGAAGGCUUGAAUCUUAUUCCAGAGUCAUUGAAAUAGGUUUAGUUAUGGAAAACUGUCCAUUUGGAAUGCUCCCCACCCCAAGGUGUUCAGUACUGCUGGUAGUGUCAUCUGUAAAGAAUUACUGAAUUAAAGAAAUUAAAGGAACAGUCAAGUGGCAGACAACUAUUCUACACGGAAUGUCAUUUUAGUGAGCACGCCCUUUGCCUUCUUUAGACAGGUCUCUGGAUAUGAACUUCAUGUUUUGCAGUCUCUUCUCUGUAGGUACCUUUUCAGUUUUCCUGAAGAACUUGUUUUGCUGUACCAAACUAUGGGGAUUUUGUAAGAGACCCCUUCAAUUUUCAAGUAGUGAGUUUGAACAGCCGACUUAGCUUUGCAUGUGCUAUCAAACACUUCUGGGGUUGAUAGACAACUUGAUUCAUGCCAGCUUGAGACUAAAAUAAGAUAUGCAGUAUAAUUCCCUAUAGCUUGAAAUGUAAGCCAAACACUGACUUCCUAUCAUUAGACCUAUAGUGGCUCCUACAGGUUCAGUAGUAGCCUCUUUUCUAGAUGAUUUUUCUAGUAUAAAGACACACAGUGUAGUCAGGGGUUUUAAUAUAGCACUGCCAACUCUUUACCUCAGUACACACUUCGUUAAUUCUGCAACACAGGAAGCAGUGAGUAGGGUGCUUCAGCAGCAUCCUUAAAACGUAUCUGUGCCUACUUUAGUAAAUGAUGCACAUGGAGCAUCAGUUAUGGAACAGAAAUCUCAGGCUGGCACUGUCUGGGCCGCACUUGGGCUGAGUUAGUCCCGACUCCGUGCAUUUCUAGACGAGAACUGUCUAGCCUACUGAGGAAGUAAUUGGCAAGGCAAUACAAAACCUUGUGCUUUUUACUAUGACUUACUUUGUAAUUAGCUGGAGUGAUCUCUGCUUUGUGCUGUGAAGUGGGCACUUCUUUGUUUUGACACUAAUUUAUUUACAUGGAUGGAAAUGAGUAAACCCAGGCUACUUGGAGCUGAAACUGCUGUCUUCCUAACUAGGUGAUGCUCUUUGCUCAUCUUGGUGGUUGGGCAGUUUAGCUUGGUUCUUUCGAUUUUUGUCUUUCUAACUGCAUUUGGAAAGCAGUGCUGAAGUGUCUGUGUUGACAUGCUUGUCUUCUGAUUGGGUGGGGAGUAUGGAGGUAUAGAUUGUCAGUGCUGGUGCUUCUGUGCCUGGCUUGGCAAACUGUAUGACAACCUAGCUCUUGGCUUAUGUCCAAAGGUCAUAUCUUGUGUCUGAGAUGAAAACGAUCAUGGUCAGAGAGAAAAAGGGCAGCACUGACUUCCAAGGUAGGCGUUCUGGUAAAAAGCCAAAGUAUGUUGGAAGGGAGCAGGAGAGGAGAGCUAUUUCCUACACAGAUCCCAAAAGCUGAUGGUGCUUGAGGACUGAGUGUAUUGAAAAGAAAUGCCAUCUGUAUUGACCUCAAAAGCUUUGAGUGACUCCAGAGAGCUAUUGGCUGUGAAUUAAGGGCAGCAGGCUGGUGAGGCUGGCCCUGCUGCUGCUGCAUGGCCCUCCAUUGUAAAUCUCUUCAUCUGUUCCUAACUGGGUGCUAAAACUCAAUUCCUGAUAAAAUAUGAUUGCAGAUCUCUGGGCAGAGAGUGCAUCUCACUCUUUUCUAACAUCUUCUUAACCUUUCUUCAAGAUACUGGAGCAGGAGAAGUAUUUCAGGGGAAUGGCUAGAUAAGAUACUGUUUCCAUGAUUGGAGCAAAAUCUACAAUUGAUGGCAAGCCAAAUUUUUGUACGAGGAGGUCCUAAGGAAGAGAUUCUUAUGAGGGAAGGAACAGAUUUUUGAACAGUACUGCUUCUCUGCUCGUGCUUCUUGUCAGCCUUUUGUGCAGAGCUGGUGUGCAGGUGGGUAAGCACAGCAGCUGGGGGAAGACAGCAGGGACGUGGGGGGAGGGAUGUGGAAGAAGAAUGAUUUUUGAUGGUUCACAAGAUUUGGAAAGCGUGCUCAAUGGAUGAGGUUUGAAAACAUGUUUGAACUCCCACUCACACUGAAGCCAUUAACAGUCUUUAGGAUUAUGGGUGUUUUUCUGGUGUACAGGUUAUGUUAUCUGGGAUGUGAAAUGAGCUUGAAUUGAUGGUAAAUGUUGAGCAGUAUUUUUGGAGAUGCUACUUAACAAAAAUGCUAGUAUUUAUUGCUCUUGUGAUGAGUUGUCUUGUUCAUGGAACCAAUGUGUAUGAAAGCAAACUGACAAGUACCAAGUUAUCUUGUGACACAAUCACGUAGCUAGGAAGCCAAUUAACAUUACCUUUUAUUCUGCAAUUUACUUGCUCUGUGGUGCCUAUGCAUUGUAACACACAUACUAUGCAAUAUCAUUCUUUUUCUAAACCAGUUCACUACAUUGGGCAAGAAGGGCCUGAGUUUAGCCUUAAUUUUCUAACGAUUCACGGGAAAGUACUUUAGAAACAGUGACAAACAAAAAGAGGUUUAAAAAAUAAACCACAUAAAAUAAAAGCACAGUUCCAGACUGCUCACAUAAGUGUCUUUCUAGCACCAAAACAGCAUCCACAAUAGAGACAGCUAUUUGCUGUGAUAGUUUCAACUUACGAAAACUGUGUACUAGAUAAAAUUAUAUUGUGAUGUGUAAAAAGUGUAUUUUAUAGCUUUGGUGACUUAGUUUACUGUUUUGUAUAUAUGAAUUUUAUAAAUCUAUUAAAACUUGACUUGUUAUACUGUU